AUGGCAAACAUUGUGGAAAAGCUCUUCUCUUUGCAAGGCCGUACGGCCGUCGUCACUGGAGGCACAAGGGGGAUUGGACAGGCAAUGGCAUGCUCCCUUGCCGAAGCGGGUUCAGAUGUUAUUCUCAUUCAGAGGGACGAAAGCAACACAGAGACCAAGAAGCAAAUCGAGGCUUUGGGCCGAAAGGCAACCAUCUAUACGGCAGACCUGUCUAACCAAGAGCAUGUCGAAGGCCUCACACAACGCAUAUUGGCCGACGGUCACGACGUAAGCAUCCUAGUGACCUGCGCCGGUAUUCAACGCAGGCAUCCGGCACACAAGUUUCCCAUGAGCGACUGGGAUGAAGUUCUCCAGGUCAACCUCAAGACGGUUUGGACUCUGUGCCGGGACUUGGGGGCCUACAUGCUCACGCGCAGUCCAAACCCGGUAAACGGUCACCGGGGUAGCAUCAUCAACGUGGCCUCGCUUGUCAGCUUCCAAGGGGGUAUCACCGUGCCGGCGUAUGCGGCCGCAAAGGGAGGUAUCGCCCAGCUGACCAAGGCGCUAAGCAACGAGUGGGCGAGCCAGGGUGUCAACGUCAACGCGAUCGCACCAGGAUACGUUGCAACGGACAUGAACGAGGCGCUGAUCAACAACCCCGAACGAGCAGCCAGCAUCUUGGCUAGAAUCCCGGCAGGCAGAUGGGGUACCCCGGAUGACUUCAAGGGUGCCACGGUGUUUCUUGCGGGGGCGGGGAGUCUAUACGUUUCGGGCGAACUGCUUACUGUUGAUGGUGGGUGGAUGGGUCGAUGA
This is a messenger RNA of Colletotrichum truncatum, 792 nucleotides long. Its product is annotated as 2-deoxy-d-gluconate 3-dehydrogenase. NCBI's taxonomy places the organism in Eukaryota, Fungi, Ascomycota, Sordariomycetes, Glomerellales, Glomerellaceae. The record is from RefSeq and is a predicted model, not a curated record. Gene Ontology annotation, molecular function: oxidoreductase activity, acting on the CH-OH group of donors, NAD or NADP as acceptor.